AUGAUACCUUCCGAAAUCCGUCACUUGCAACAGAACCUCAAAAAUAAUGCAGCCAGGAACGAUGCUAUUAACCAUAUGGUUCAAUUCUGCAAUAAAAAAUGCUACAUGCUAGGACACGUAUUCUGUGGAAGUGGACUCCAACGAACAUGCUCAAGGAAAGAUCAACGAAGCAUGAUACUGGACUGGGCACUUAUUGAUAUAAGAAAGCGCGGAGCAAGCCCACAGCUCUUCGAUUACGGCAGGGGUGUUCAAAGUGGGAAGAUCGAGCGGAUUCAUUCAUGGUUUCUGGGUAGUCUCCAGCAAUUCAAGAUUUCGGAAGUACAAGAUCCUUCAGAUGAGAGCAAACAAAAUCGCGUUUUAACAUGGGAGCAAUGCAUCGUCUCACCACCUGCCAAGCUAUUCGCCGAGCCUGGAGAUUCUGGAUCCUUAGUUUGGCAGAUCGACGGGCGUUUUGCUGGUAUUCUUCAUGCAGGAGGUGUGAGGUCCGACACGUGCUACAUCACUCUAAUUGAGGAUGUUUUCUAG
Penicillium taxi is the source of this 525-nucleotide messenger RNA. RefSeq lists its product as uncharacterized. Lineage: Eukaryota; Fungi; Ascomycota; Eurotiomycetes; Eurotiales; Aspergillaceae. The coding region runs from base 1 to 525 and encodes 174 amino acids. The transcript has 3 exons. The record is from RefSeq and is a predicted model, not a curated record.